AUGACUCAAUCAACUGUCCCUCAAGCUGCCACCUCUCCCUCCGCCCCGCCCUUUGUAGUUUCUGAUGAUAUGUCAGACGGUGUCAUAGAUGCCAUCUCCAAAUUACUUGCUAGUCUACGGUUGACGCCUGGUCAGGCAAAGGCCCUUGUCAAUGUCAUUAUGACUCCAACUUUUGCUGAUGCAUCUUCCAAUACGAAGGGUCCUGGUGAACCAUCCUUGAAGACAACUGCCUCGUCCAACAGUGGCCUCAAUUUGUCCGGUAUCCCUGCUGAAGACUAUGUGGCCGACCCAAAUAUGUUGUCUGUCUAUGUGACCCUAGGCUCUUACAGUGACAAGUUGCCAAAAAUUACCGUAAUCGAGCAAUCACACGAGUUCUUCGCCAAAGUAGCAGAUGCCAUGGCUGACGAGUGCUUCCUCUACUUCUACCACGGCAUCUUGUAUAACAUGCCUGUGGUGGCCAAUCCUAGUGCCCCUUACUACUGCGUGAUGCGCAGUCAUUAUAUUGGAAUCUUCAAUGGCUGGGACAAUGUCGCACCGAAAGUUCAGGGUGUACCACGUGCUAUUUUCUCCAAGGUUGACUCACUUGAAGCGGGUGAGGAGAAAUUGAGGAGAGCCAUUGAACGAGGCGAAGCUGCCAAAGUCUGA
Suillus discolor is the source of this 645-nucleotide messenger RNA. RefSeq lists its product as uncharacterized. The record is from RefSeq and is a predicted model, not a curated record. NCBI's taxonomy places the organism in Eukaryota, Fungi, Basidiomycota, Agaricomycetes, Boletales, Suillaceae. The transcript is spliced from 4 exons. The coding region runs from base 1 to 645 and encodes 214 amino acids.